Molecule: messenger RNA, 5542 nt
Organism: Malania oleifera
Lineage: Eukaryota; Viridiplantae; Streptophyta; Magnoliopsida; Santalales; Ximeniaceae
Product: brefeldin A-inhibited guanine nucleotide-exchange protein 1
Exons: 11
Coding region: 185-5341 (1718 amino acids)
Biological process (GO): regulation of ARF protein signal transduction
Cellular component (GO): trans-Golgi network
Molecular function (GO): guanyl-nucleotide exchange factor activity
Source: RefSeq, a predicted model, not a curated record
AUUUUAAAUUUGAAAAAUAGGUCCUUUUACGCCUUCCUCUCUCUCUCUCCCCGACCAAAUUUUCCAGGUCAUGGCAGCCGACCAACAAGACCUUCUUUCUUCCCCAAUCUGCAGGGCCUCCUUGUCCUCCCCAAACCGUUCUCUUGAUCUAUAUCCUGUCACUUGCUAACCUAAAAUUCUCUCAAUGUCGGCCUCCCAAACCCUAGGCGGUACUUCUCGCUCCGGUCGGGUCCUUGGCCCCUCCCUCGACAAGAUCAUCAAGAACGUCGCCUGGAGAAAGCACUCUCAGCUCGUCGCUGCCUGUAAAUCCGCCCUCGACAAGCUUGAAACCCUCUCCGACUACCCUGAUCCCGAUUCUCGCUCUCCCCUAUUCGGAUUACCCCUCUCCGACGCCGAAUUCAUCCUUCAACCCCUCCUGCUCGCCCUUGAUUCCGCCUCCAUCAAGGUCGCCGAGCCCGCCCUCGAAUGCACCUUUAAACUCUUCUCUCUUGGCCUAAUCCGCAGCGAGAUUGAUCGCACUGACAGUGACGGCGACACCUCCCUUGUUCUACAUCUGCUCGAAGCCAUCUGUAAGUGCGGUAGCCUCGGGGACGAUGGCAUCGAGCUAGCCGUGCUGAGGGCCUUGCUCUCUGCCAUUCGAUCUCCCUGCGUGUUGAUCCGUGGAGACUGCUUGCUUCAUAUUGUUAGAACUUGUUACAAUGUGUACCUCGGCAGCUUGAGCGGCACCAAUCAGAUCUGCGCAAAGGCUGUCCUCGCGCAGAUUAUGGUGAUCAUCUUCUCGAGGGUUGAGGAAGACUCCAUGGACGUCGGCAAUAUUCCAUUGGUUUCUGUUUAUGGAUUGUUAGAAUUUACGGAUAAGAAUUUGAAUGAAGGGAGUUCGAUACAGUUCGUGCAGAACUUCAUUAAUGAGGUUAUGGAAGUGAGUGAAGUGGCUCCGGACGUAAAACGGUCACCAAAUAUUUCACUUACAAUGCAGAAUGACAACGUUUUGGGGUCUAAAAUGGACCCAAAAGACGAUUUGGGAGGUGGUGAAUUGCAUGGGGAGCCCAACACUGGUGGCAGUAAAAUUAGGGAGGAUGGAUUUCUACUUUUCAAGAAUCUGUGCAAGUUGUCGAUGAAGUUCUCAGCACAAGAGCAUUCAGAUGACAAUAUCCUUUUGAGGGGGAAAGUUUUGUCUCUGGAGCUGCUAAAAGUAGUCAUGGACAACGGUGGGGCAAUUUGGCGAUCAAAUGAAAGGUUCCUCAGCACGAUUAAGCAGUAUCUUUGCUUAUCAUUGUUAAAGAACAGUGCGCUCUCAGUAAUGACUAUUUUUCAGCUUCUGUGUUCUAUUUUCAUGAGCUUGUUAUUAAAAUUUAGAUCAGGUUUAAAGUCAGAAAUCGGAAUUUUCUUUCCCAUGCUCAUCCUCCGUGUCCUUGAGAAUGUCCUUCAGCCUAGUUUUUUACAGAAAAUGACUGUCCUCAGCUUACUGGAGAAAAUUUCUCAGGAUGCGCAGAUUGUGAUUGAUAUUUUUGUGAACUAUGACUGUGAUGUGGAUGCUCCAAACAUUUUUGAAAGGACUGUCAAUGGCCUUCUUAAAACUGCUCAAGGCCCACCUCCUGGUUCCACAACAACCUUAUCCCUGCCCCAGGAUAUUACAUUCCGGAUUGAAUCGGUGAAGUGCUUGGUGAGCAUCAUCAAAUCAAUGGGAGUUUGGAUGGACCAACAGUUGAGAACAAGCGACUUUUGUCCAGAGAAAAAUUCUGAAAGUGUCACAUCAAUAGAAAUUCAUAAUACAUUGAAUGGAGAAGAAGGGGUUGUCUUUGACCAUGAACUGCAUCUAGAAUCAAAUUCUGAGUUAUCAGAUGCUGCUACGCUUGAGCAACGUCGAGCUUAUAAAAUAGAACUCCAGAAAGGUGUUGCACUGUUCAAUAGGAAACCUUGCAAGGGCAUUGAGUUUCUAAUAAGCAGCAAAAAAAUUGGGGGUUCCCCAGAAGAUGUGGCUUCUUUUCUUAAGAAUGCCACUGGCCUGAAUAAAACUGUGAUUGGUGAUUAUUUGGGUGAAAGGGAGGAGUUUUCCUUAAAAGUGAUGCAUGCUUAUGUGGACUCAUUCAAUUUUGAAGCAAUGGAUUUUGGAGAAGCAAUUAGGUUUUUCUUACGGGGCUUUAGGUUACCUGGAGAGGCACAGAAGAUUGACCGAAUCAUGGAGAAGUUUGCUGAGCGCUACUGUAAAUGCAACCCAACUUCAUUUACCAGGGCAGACACUGCAUAUGUUCUUGCUUACUCUGUGAUAAUGCUGAACACGGAUGCCCAUAAUAACAUGGUAAAAGAUAAGAUGACCAAGGCUGAUUUCAUUCGGAAUAACCGGGGAAUAGAUGAUGGCAAGGACUUACCUGAAGAAUAUCUAGGCACCCUCUAUGAUCAGAUUGUAAAAAAUGAAAUUAAGAUGAAUGCUGAUUCUUCUGCACCCCAGAACAAGCAGGCAAAUGGCUUCAAUAAAUUGUUGGGAUUGGACGGUAUACUCAAUCUAGUCACUUGGAAGCAGACGGAAGAAAAACCAGUGGGUGCAAAUGGAGCUCUCAUACGGCACAUCCAGGAGCAGUUCAAGGCAAAGUCAGGAAAAUCAGAGUCCGUUUAUUAUGCCGUAACAGAUGCAACUAUAUUGAGGUUUAUGGUGGAAGUCUGCUGGGGUCCAAUGCUUGCUGCAUUCAGUGUGACUCUUGACCAGAGUGAUGACAAGGCAGCUACUUUUCAAUGCCUGCAGGGAUUCCGACAUGCUGUUCAUGUUACUGCAGUGAUGGGUAUGCAGACGCAGAGAGAUGCUUUUGUCACAACUGUGGCCAAGUUUACUUACCUCCAUUGUGCUGCAGAUAUGAAGCAAAAAAAUGUUGAUGCUGUGCAGGCAAUGAUAUCGAUUGCCAUUGAAGAUGGUAAUUAUCUUCAAGAAGCUUGGGAGCACAUACUAACAUGCCUUUCAAGAUUUGAGCAUCUGCAACUGUUGGGAGAUGGUGUGCUGCCUGAUGCAUCGUUUUUCACCACCAUUGAAGCAGAAGAAAAGCUACAGAAAUCUUCAGGUUUUCCAUCUCUAAAGAAAAAAGGAUCUCUUCAGAAUCCGGUUGUGAUGGCUGUUGUUCGAGGAGGUUCAUAUGACAGUACCACCAUUGGGUUUAAUACUUCGGGGCUGGUAACUCCAGAACAGAUAAAUAACUUCAUUCUAAAUUUGGAUCUGCUAGACCAGAUUGGGAACUCUGAUUUAAACCGCAUAUUUGCUUAUAGCCAAAGAUUGAACAGUGAGGCAAUAGUGUCUUUUGUGAAGGCCCUUUGUAAAGUUUCUAUGUCAGAGUUGCAGUCCCCAACAGACCCUCGUGUAUUCAGCCUCACAAAAAUAGUUGAAAUAGCGCAUUACAAUAUGAAUCGCAUCAGAUUAGUGUGGUCUCGCAUUUGGAAUGUUCUUUCUGAUUUCUUUGUGUCAGUUGGUUUAUCAGAAAAUCUUGCAGUUGCAAUAUUUGUGAUGGAUUCAUUGCGACAGUUAGCUAUGAAAUUUUUAGAGCGUGAAGAGCUGGCAAAUUACAACUUCCAAAAUGAGUUUCUAAGACCAUUUGUGAUUGUUAUGCAGAAAAGCAGCUCUGCGGAAAUUAGGGAAAUAAUAGUUAGGUGCAUAUCACAGAUGGUCCUCAGCCGUGUCAGUAAUGUGAAAUCUGGAUGGAAAAGUGUAUUUAUGGUUUUUACGGCUGCUGCAGCUGAUGAGCGAAAGAAUAUAGUAUUGUUGGCAUUUGAGACUAUUGAAAAAAUAGUACGAGAAUAUUUUCCCUAUAUAACUGAGACAGAGGCUGUAACUUUUACGGACUGUGUUAGAUGCCUCAUCACCUUUACAAAUAGCAGAUUCAACAGUGAUGUUAGUCUAAAUGCAAUUGCAUUUCUCCGAUUCUGUGCUGUUAAACUUGCUGAUGGAGGACUUGCUUGUAGUGAGAAGAGCAAUGAACAAGUGUCAUCUGCAGUAGAGAAUCAGGAUGCUUCAGGUGGACAAACUUUCAUGGAGAAAGAUGAUGUGUCCUUUUGGGUUCCUUUGCUCACAGGGUUGUCAAAACUAACAUCUGAUCCCAGACCAGCAAUAAGAAAGAGUUCUUUGGAAGUGCUCUUUAACAUUCUGAAGGAUCAUGGUCAUCUAUUUUCACGCUCAUUUUGGAUUGGUGUUUUCAAUUCUGUUAUUUUACCCAUAUUUAAGUGUGUGGAUGAGAGGAGAAUAACAGGCCUAAAUGAUGACCAGUAUUCACCAGUUUCAAGGUUUCCAUGUCCUGAAGGAAGUUCAUGGGAUUCUGAAACAUCUGCAGUGGCAGCAGAAUGUGUAGUAGACAUAUUCAUCAAUUUCUUCAAUAUGGUGCGGUCUCAACUGCCUAGUGUUGUAUCGAUACUGAUGGGUUUCAUAAGAAACCCUGUUCAGGGUCCUGCUAGUACUGGGGUAGCUGCAUUGGUGCGCUUGGCAAGUGACUUGGGCAGCACACUUGCAGAAGAUGAAUGGAAAGAGAUAUUUUUGGCUUUAAAAGAGGCUGCUGCUUCUUCUCUGCCAGGUUUUCUGAAAGUCAUGAAAACCAUGGAUAGCAUUGAGUUGCCUGAUGCUGCUCAGUCCUAUGAUGAUUUGGAAUUUUCUGACCAUGGAUUGGCUAGUGAUCUUGAUGAUGACAAUCUGCAAACUGCGGCAUAUGUGGUUUCAAGAAUGAAAAGUCACAUAUCCAUGCAUCUACGUAUUAUACAGGUUCUGACUGAUCUUUACAAGAUUCACCUACAGUCCUUGUCAGCAGCCAACGUAAAAAUUCUUCUAGAAAUAUUUUCAUCCAUGGCAUCUCAUGCUCACCAUCUGAAUUCUGAAACAACCACACAAAUGAAGCUGCAGAGAGCAUGUUCAAUCUUGGAGCUCUCUGAUCCACCCAUGGUUCAUUUUGAAAACGAUUCGUAUCAGAAUUACCUCUGUUUUCUGGAAUAUUUACUCAAGGAUAGUCCAUCUGUCUCUAGUGAGAUGAAAAUUGAAUCACGACUUGUCACAGUAUGCGAAAAAAUUUUGCAGAUGUACCUGAACUGUUCUAGGCUCCAAGCUGCUGAUCAGAGGGUAGUUAGCCAGGCUGUGCAGCACUGGAUUCUGCCUCUAGGUUCGGCCAAAAAGGAGGAGUUGGCUGCAAGGACCCCUUUAGUUGUGUCAGCUUUGCGGGUAUUGGGUGGUUUGGACAGGGAUUCAUUUAGAAGGCAUGUUUCCCAUUUUUUCCCAUUGUUGGUAGAUCUUGUGCGGAGUGAGCACAGCUCUGCAGAAGUUCAGCAUGUCCUAAGCAACAUGUUCGAAUCUUGUAUAGGCCCAAUCAUAAUGGAAUUGUGAGUUAUAAUCCAACCAUAUAUUGCAUAUAGAAGCAUAAGUCAGGCUGUUGUCAGCAAAUCCAUAUAUAUAUAUAUAUAUUUUAAUUCUUUCUGUAACUGGCGGGGAGCGUGGGCUUGAUUCCAUCUCUCCCUUAUUUUUGUAGCAUGCACAGAGGCGGAAGAAUGUGUUAUGAAUAAUAAUUCAAUCUCCUUAUUUUUUGUA